Rhodamnia argentea is the source of this 1204-nucleotide messenger RNA. RefSeq lists its product as uncharacterized. The record is from RefSeq and is a predicted model, not a curated record. The transcript is spliced from 2 exons. Bases 357 to 833 code for a protein of 158 amino acids. NCBI's taxonomy places the organism in Eukaryota, Viridiplantae, Streptophyta, Magnoliopsida, Myrtales, Myrtaceae.
CUCUCUCUCUCUCUCUGCCUCCCUCCCUCCCUCCCUCCCUCCAUCUCGCAACUCCGGAAGUCAGAACAGCCAUUGACAUGGACUCCAACUUUCUCUCUCUUCACGGGUAGAGAGAGAGAGAGAGAGAGAGAGAGUAAGCGGGUAUCUGUCUUUUCCUCUCUGAGAUGUGUGUUUCGCGCCUGGACUGCCUCACGCGAUCGGCGAUACAGUUGAAGAGGGCGAUGUUGGGGAGAUGCAGAGAUUGAUAAGACAGGCUCUGGCUUCUCCUACGCGACGAUCGAGUUUCGAGAAUUUCGAUCAUCUUCAAUUGCCAUCCUGAGUCCAUCAGGGAGGUUUCUUCGAGGUGUGAUUCUUCUAUGGCUAGUGCUACCGCGACAGCUAGGUCCGACAAGAAGGCGAUGAUAGCUGCCACCGCUGCGAUGGACUCCCAAUCGCAGCCUCUUCGGAACGGCCAAAACGUGAUCCCCCCGCUGGAGCUCGAGUUCGCUGAGUGCGACUGCUGCGGCCUUGCGGAGGAGUGCACGCUUGAGUACAUCGGCAGGGUGCGGGAGCGGUUCGGCGGGCGGUGGAUAUGCGGCCUCUGCACGGAGGCAGUGAAGGAUGAGGCCAUCCGGUCGGAGGGGGGCAUCGACAACGAGGAGGCGCUGGGCCGGCACAUGAAGUUCUGUGAGCAGUUCCGGUCGUCGAGCCCGCCGGCCAACCCUACGGAGGACUUGAUAUCCGCCGUGAAGCAGCUCCUGAGGCGGACCCUGGACUCUCCCAGGAAGCCAGGUUCAGUGUGCCGGCCGAUGAUGGUGCGAUCCAAGAGCUGCUUCUCGGCAUUGUCGGAAUGACCGUUUCGCCUCAGGAUUCCUGGGGAUCAGAGAGGUAGAGAAACUAGAACCGAUGAAGAAUAACUCGAUUUCAGGGUAGGAGUUAAAAAUCUUUUCAGCUUAGGUUAACGUAGGAUUUGUUUGAGCUCUUAAUCCAGUUUAAUGCUUUCCCAAAUCAUCUCAAUUCCUCCAUCUCUCAUGGCUAACAUCCGUCUAAUCUCGACCUUGAUCAUCACUGACACGUUACACAGAGAAAGGUUGACGGGAAUCUUCCCUUUCCCAUCAAAUAUAUCUAUGCCCAGUGAUCAUUCUGCAGACGAUUUUGGAUACAGAUAUGCAGAUACAUACAUGCAUGUACGCUUGAACUCUGUCCUUGUCUGUGGCACAGCUGU